Messenger RNA from Rodentolepis nana, 2028 nucleotides. The record is from the annotation of a GenBank genome assembly. Lineage: Eukaryota; Metazoa; Platyhelminthes; Cestoda; Cyclophyllidea; Hymenolepididae.
CCCUUCGUCAUGCCCAGAACAUAUGAGCAGGAAUUAGAGUUUCUAGAAAAGAUUUCUCCAUGUUGUUGGAAGAUCAAAAAAGGUUUUGUUCCAGAUAUGAAGGUCGAAGGCGUAUUUUAUGUAAACGACUUCUUGGGCAAGUUAAUGUUCGAUGAGUUGCGUCAAUUUUCAACAAGUGGUGAUUAUGGUGGCUUUCUUCCCGGUAUGAAACAAAUAGCAAACGUAGCUGCUUUACCGGGCAUUGUCCAUAGAUCAGUUGGUCUUCCGGAUGUUCAUUCUGGAUAUGGUUUCGCAAUUGGCAACAUGGCAGCUUUUGAUAUGGCCGAUCCAAUGGCAGUUGUUUCUCCCGGAGGUGUUGGUUUUGAUAUUAAUUGUGGUGUUCGAUUGCUUCGUACCAAUCUCACGCUGAAAGAUGUUCUACCUGUGAAAGAACAACUUACACAAGCCCUUUUUGAUCACAUCCCUGUCGGAGUGGGAUCAAAGGGCAUAAUUCCCAUGAAUGCCAGAAAUCUUGAUGAAGCUUUGGAAAUGGGUAUGGACUGGUCCCUUCGAGAAGGCUACGUAUGGGCCGAUGAUAAGGAACACUGUGAGGAGUAUGGACGAAUGCUUCAAGCCAAUCCAAAUAAGGUUUCGUUGCGGGCCAAGAAGCGCGGUCUUCCACAAUUGGGCACACUUGGAGCUGGAAAUCACUAUGCAGAAAUUCAAGUUGUUGAGGAGAUCUUUGAUCGUCAUGCUGCUUCAAAGAUGGGCAUUGAUCAACUCAACCAAGUCGUUCUCAUGAUUCAUUGUGGUAGCCGUGGUUUGGGACAUCAGGUUGCUACUGAUGCCCUUCAGGAAAUGGAGCGAGUAAUGAAGCGGGACAAUAUCGUUGUGAAUGACAGGCAAUUGGCUUGUGCCCGCAUUGAUUCCCCUGAGGGUCAAGAUUAUCUGGCUGCCAUGGCAGCAGCUGCUAAUUACGCCUGGGUCAACCGCUCUUCUAUGACCUUCCUCAGUCGCCAGGCCUUUGCAAAGAUGUUUAACUCCACACCAGAUGAUUUGGAUAUGCAUGUGAUUUACGAUGUGUCCCAUAAUAUUGCCAAAGUGGAAGAGCAUUGGGUCAAUGGUAAGCCGACACAGCUUCUGGUUCAUCGCAAGGGUUCAACUAGAGCUUUCCCCCCACAUCAUCCACUUAUUCCCGUUGAUUAUCAGCUUACUGGCCAACCCGUUCUUAUCGGUGGUACUAUGGGAACCUGUAGUUAUGUGCUGACAGGCACUGAUAAAGCCAUGACAGAAACAUUCGGAUCAACAUGUCAUGGAGCUGGUCGUGCGAUUUCUCGAGCAAAGUCCAGGAGAACACUAGAAUACUCGGAUGUUCUAGCAAAACUACAAGAGAACGGUAUCUCUAUUCGUGUUGCCUCGCCGAAGUUGGUCAUGGAAGAGGCUCCUGAGUCUUACAAAAAUGUCACUGAUGUGGUCAACACUUUAGUUUUGCCAAGAGGCUGGAAUCAGUUCAAAAGUCCUCAAACUGCGCCCAAUAGGUGUUAUCAAAGGUUGAUACUUAUUCUCGUCUGUGCCCUAUUUUUACGUAUGCAUAUCUUAUCUGCUCUAUUCCACAUGAGUGAACUCAGUGAUAAAGAUCAAGAAGUUCUGGGUAACACCGCCGAAGAUAUAGAUAAUGCCCUGCGAUGUCGAGAUGAAGUCAUAGGUGAUGAUCAAGGCGAUAUGGCCAGUAAAAGUCGUAUGACUAUUCCUUUUGCACCUCCCACAUUAGACGGAGGCGCUCUCCUUCUCAGUCGCUAUGGAAUUCAAGAUUCCGGUCUCUUUCGAAUGUACGAAUUAAUCUCCACUCCGCCCUCAGACGAAAGUGAUUUGGCCAAGUUGAGUCGAACUUUCAAAUCCGUUCCCUUAUUUGCGAGUUUUAUAUCCGGUGCCACGGCAGGUUGUUUGGCUGUUCCGGGAAUAUUCAAUCAAUUCACACAUUCAAAUCAACUUACAGUUUGGAGGACAAAAGAAAUGGCCAAAGUAUGUACAUUUUGCUCUAUCGUUUGA